AAAAAGUUUCACGAAAUGGACAUUUGUUCUAACAUGUGCGUUAAAAAGGGCACUGAAUCCUUAUAAGCCUUAAUUGUAUAUGAGCUGGCAAAUAUUACAUUAAUUCCAGACGCGACGCCUUUCAAAAAAGAGUGGGGUACAAGGGCGUCGUGAUGACACAAUCUAUCAGAUCAGCGAGCGGAAGUGAGAGGCCAUUGACUCAUACUUCAGAAGAAUAAAAGGUCGAAAACAUACUUACCAAUCUCAAUUGAAGCAAGUGAACUGCCCAAACCAGACUCCGACCUCUUCCGCCAAUUCGACGUCGCACACCUCUCGGACCCAUCGCCUCAUGAGGAAGCCUUGCAGAAUAACCUCAGCGUCUUCAAUCCAACUCAGAUUCCAUUUGCAAGUCACAAUGACAUCUACUGUGACUGCUCUCAAGAGCCGAACAUGGACUCGAGAUGAUUAUCUCAUAACGACCAACUCAUCACUCAUCUCUGUCUCCGACGUCAACGCCGCAUUCGCAACCAAAGAGAUGUACUGGGCAACUCCCCUUCCCGGAGAAGUCAUUCGUGCCUUCCUAGCCAACAAUCUCUCUUUCGGCGUCUAUUCCCUCCCAUCUGCUUCCACCACUGAAGAAACCUCAAAUGGGACGAAUAUGACCUCCCUCCCUCCAAACGCAACAUUCAUCGGAUUCGGCCGCCUCAUGACGGACUUCGUAACCAUGGCAUAUCUCACAGAUGUGUUUAUCCAGCCUGCACAUCAAGGAAAGGGACUCGGUCGCUGGAUGCUGUCGUGUAUUCAAGAGAGUCUGGAGUCGAUGCCGUAUCUGAGGGGUAGUAUGUUGUACACUGGUGAUUGGAAGAGGAGCGUUCCACUGUAUGAGGAGAUGCUGGGGAUGAGUGUGCUUGAGGGUAAGAGGGGUGAAGAUGGCGGAGGGGAAGGUUUGGCUAGUAUGUUGAAGACGUGGAAGGGCAGCCCGCUGCAUGAAGAUAAUGGAGGCGAGAUUCCGAAUGACCAUUGAGGAGGUGGCUUGGUCGGAGGCUCGCUGUUCUCGAGGAUAUCAAGGUUCCAAAAUGCACUCAUUUUCGGUAAGGAGCAAGGCAAACGACGGAAGGCCCCCAUUUUCUACUAUUACAUACUGUACACUAUCAUACACGAUUAAGAUAUUCGCAGAUUC
Messenger RNA from Cadophora gregata, 1159 nucleotides. RefSeq lists its product as uncharacterized. The transcript has a single exon. The coding region runs from base 329 to 1003 and encodes 224 amino acids. Gene Ontology annotation, molecular function: acyltransferase activity, transferring groups other than amino-acyl groups. The record is from RefSeq and is a predicted model, not a curated record. NCBI's taxonomy places the organism in Eukaryota, Fungi, Ascomycota, Leotiomycetes, Helotiales, Ploettnerulaceae.